GUUCCACAUUCUUCCACGUAUCUUUUCAAUUUCCAUAAUACUCCUUACAAUCUUCAUCUUCUUCUUCACUCUUCACUGCAACUCAAAAGCUUCACUCAAAAACCUAUACUUACAUACAAUUUUGUAUAGAUAUAAUUUUUUUUUGAAGCUUUGAUUUCGCUAUAAUGGAUGCAGCUGCACAGUUGGUUUACUGUGGAAUUGAUCCUAUGUGUCGCUCUUCAUUGCCGUAUCGUGGACUCUCUUCUUCUGGUUCUUCAUCAUCAUCGUUGAAGAAAUUGAGGAUUCGGAGGAAAAACGGCGUCGUUCGGGCAAUUGCGACUGAACCUAAGCCGUCGGAGUCAAAGACAACUACUAAGCCGGUUAACGGCAUUCCUAAACCAGUCAAUGGUUCUUCUAUGAGAAUGCAGGAUGUAUCACAAGAGAUCAAGAGAGUGAGGGCACAAAUGGAAGAAAAUGAGGACUUAGCUAUACUCAUGAGGGGGCUUCGAGGUCAAAACCUGAAAGAUUCGUUGUUUGCUGAUGAUAACAUUAAGCUUCGCCUAGUAGAGGUUAAUGAGAGCAGUGAGUUCUUGCCCUUAGUUUAUGAUCCUGCUAGCAUUUCUGCAUAUUGGGGUAAACGGCCGCGUGCUGUUGCUACCCGUAUAGUCCAGCUAACAUCUGUUGCUGGAGGUUUUCUUUCACGUCUUGCCUGGGAUGUGAUAAAUAAAAAGGUUAAAGAGAAUGAGGUUGCUCGAGCAAUUGAGUUGAGGGAGAUUGUAACAUCACUGGGUCCAGCAUACAUAAAGCUAGGGCAAGCAUUAAGCAUCCGGCCAGAUAUACUAUCACCUGUUGCGAUGGUUGAGCUGCAGAAGCUUUGUGAUAAGGUACCAUCAUUUCCAGAUGAUGUUGCUAUGGCCCUUAUAGAGGAGGAAUUGGGAGAACCAUGGCCUAACAUCUAUUCUGAGCUUUCUCCGUCCCCAAUUGCUGCUGCGUCCCUUGGGCAGGUGUAUAAGGGCCGGCUGAAGGAGAAUGGAGACUUGGUUGCUGUUAAAGUACAGAGGCCUUUUGUCCUUGAGACAGUGACAGUUGAUCUAUUUAUCAUACGGAACUUGGGGCUAGUUCUUCGCAAGUUUCCACAGAUUUCCAUUGAUGUGGUUGGAUUGGUGGAUGAAUGGGCUGCCCGCUUCUUCGAAGAACUUGAUUAUGUGAAUGAGGGAGAAAAUGGAACACUUUUUGCUGAGAUGAUGAAAAAAGACCUUCCUCAGGUUGUUGUCCCUAAGACAUAUAGCAAAUAUACUUCAAGGAAGGUUCUUACAACAGGAUGGAUUGAUGGAGAGAAGCUAUCACAAAGCACCGCAAGUGAUGUAGGUGAUUUGGUAAAUGUUGGAGUCAUAUGCUACCUUAAGCAGUUGCUUGACACUGGUUUCUUCCAUGCGGAUCCACAUCCAGGGAACUUAAUACGUACGCCAGAUGGAAAGCUAGCUGUACUUGACUUUGGCUUGGUUACAAAAUUAACAGAUGAUCAGAAAUAUGGCAUGAUCGAAGCCAUAUCUCACCUUAUUCAUCGAGAUUAUGGUGCCAUAGUCAAGGAUUUUGUGAAAUUAGGUUUCAUUCCCGAUGGGGUCAAUUUGCAACCCAUUUUGCCUGUACUUGCCAAGGUUUUUGACCAGGCACUUGAAGGUGGGGGAGCAAAAAAUCUUAACUUCCAGGAGCUGGCAUCAGAUUUGGCACAAAUAACAUUUGAUUAUCCAUUUAGAAUACCACCCUAUUUUGCUUUAAUAAUUCGAGCAAUAGGCGUGCUGGAGGGGAUUGCAUUGGUGGGGAACUCUGAUUUUGCCAUAGUGGAUGAAGCUUACCCAUAUAUAGCACAGAGACUGCUGACAGAUGAAUCUCCGCGGUUACGGAGUGCUUUACGUUACACAAUAUAUGGGAAAUCUGGUGUUUUUGAUGCUGACAGAUUCAUAGAUGUUAUGCAAGCAUUUGAGAAUUUUAUAACUGCAGCUAAGAGUGGAGGUGGGGAGAGUUUGAAUGGGAGAAUGGCAGAGCUUGGCAUUCUGCAGAGCCAAACAAAUAGCAUAAUUCCUUUUCCCUCAAGUGCUUACCAAACAGAGCAGCCAAUUCAAACCAGAGCAGCAUUAGGAUUUCUGCUCUCUGAUAAAGGGAAUUUUUUCCGUGAAUUCCUUUUGGAUGAGAUAGUGAAGGGCAUUGAUGCACUAACAAGGGAGCAGUUGGUUCAAAUAAUGGCAUACCUUGGAAUUGGAAAUGCAAUUCCAGUAUUCAGUAUGGUUCCUGCUGCUUUUGUACCUAUUAGACCGGCUGCACUUGUACCAUAUGUAACUGAGGAGGACAGAAUCAUAUUGAACAAUGUUCAAAAAAUCAUCCAAUUCUUAGCUGCUGGGACUGCAUCUAACCAGGGUUUGGAGGGAGCAAGUGUCCGUAGAGUGAUCCAGGAGCUUCUUCCAGUGCUUCCAGGCCUCUCGGCUAAGGUUCUUCCCGAAAUUCUUAGUCGACUUACUUCUCGUGUGAUGGCACGCUUGAUACGAGAUGCACUGUUGUAAUUCCAAUCCUUCUAACCUUACAGUUUCCUCUUCUUGAAUUGUGCAUAUAUCAUUCACAAACUUGAGAGUAAGUAGAUAUAGAAAAAGUAUAUUUAUUGUACCCUCUUGUGAGGCUUUACCAAUUAUACUGACUAGUAUAGUUUCUGUACUUUAUCAGAA
Messenger RNA from Solanum tuberosum (potato), 2696 nucleotides. RefSeq lists its product as uncharacterized. The transcript is spliced from 13 exons. Lineage: Eukaryota; Viridiplantae; Streptophyta; Magnoliopsida; Solanales; Solanaceae. Gene Ontology annotation, cellular component: chloroplast. Gene Ontology annotation, biological process: protein phosphorylation. The record is from RefSeq and is a predicted model, not a curated record. Gene Ontology annotation, molecular function: ATP binding; protein kinase activity. Bases 165 to 2537 code for a protein of 790 amino acids.